GUUUAGGUUAUGUUUGUUUCUGUUCGUCUGUUAUGGUCCGGUAUAUGUAUUUUUUAAAAUGAAGGAAAAAAAUAGAUCGGUGUGUGAACUAAAGCAAAUAUGGGCUGAUAUGUUUGAUGAAAACUGUUCCCAUUUAACAGAUCCGGAUAAUGAAUAUCUUGGGUUAUUGAUGUUACUAGAAACUGCUUUAUCUAAAACAAAGUAUAUAAGUUCUAGUCAUUCAAGUUCGAAGUCGACUUGUGAAAAGCAUUUAGCUGAACUGGAAUGGAAAGCACAAGAAUGCAAUAGAUUAAAGGCUGAAGUUACUAGAUUGGAAACUACCAAAUGUCAUAAAUGUUCUGCAUUAGAAACGGAAUUACUCCAUUAUAAGAAACAAUCUUUAGAAGCUCAGAAUCGUAUUAAAUCUAUAGCUAAUAUUUUGAAGCUUGGUGACAACAUUGAUGAUUUUCAGGGACAAAGGAAGAAUUCAGCUAUGACAUUAGUAUCACAAAUGCUGUUCGAAGAGUCACCUAAACGUAAAAAGAGGCGUACAUAUAGUAAAUCACCGUCUCCAAGAAAAAUAUAUAUGGCUGAUACAUGUGAUGGUAUUAUCCCAGAGACCGAUGUUCAAAAUUACCCUGAUCUCACUUCACCUGCAAAAAAUGUGGAAAAGACUGAAAUUAUUACAUCUCCUGGAGAUGAAAAUGUCCCUGGCUCCCCAGGUGGCUUUGGAGUCUUUAAUAUUCUGAAGGAUCGAACGUCAAAGAGUAUCAAUCUUCCUGUUUCGUCUAUUACCCGGAGGACUCCUCGAAGUGUUAAAAAAAAUUUAAGUGCUGACUUUCAGGAGCAAAAUAUUUUAAAUGUUUCUCCAAAGAAAAAGUCAAGAGCUAUCAAGCAAUGUAAUGAUCAGUUGUCGCUCAACGGAUCAUUGAUUGAUUAUGUAAAAGAAGGUCAUUCGGAACUCGACAAGAUUUGGUUUAAUAAUGAUGCUUCCAACUCGAAAAAGGAUAAAGCAAAAAGCACCGUCCUGUUCAAUUCUAGCGAUGAAGUUUUUAGUGAGACUCCUGAACAGAAAGUUACCAAGAAGAGUGUAUGGAAGAUGAAAGAAUUAAGAGGACCUGCUGAAAUUUCGGGAAACAAAAAGUUGCGUCAAUUGAGAUUAAACCUCAGUGUGAAGAAUAAAGAUGUAGAUUUGAGUUCACUGGAUGGCUAUGAUGGAGGUUCUUCUAAUAUUGGUAAACCUAAUGUGGAAUCUAAUGAUGGUAAUGUCAAACAUGUCAAUGUAGGGUGUGAUGAUAUUGAUACGCCAUACUCGGCAGAUUUUAAACCCCCAAGUACUAGUACUCAAGUAGGAAAUGUUAAAGGUGCUGGUUUAGAGUCUGAUGAUAUUGAUACACCUUACUCAGCAGAUUUUAAACCUGCGAGUACAAGUACUCAGAAGAAUGAAGAGAAAGCAAAGAACACAAAGUUGCCUUUACAAGGCUCAAAAUCUUCUCGAAGUCCAAAUUAUAAAUAUAAAAGAGAUGCAGUACGAAAAAAAGAAGAACGAAUGAAACUAGAUGGUUGGGAUUGUGAACAGUGUGCAAAGUAUUAUGGAGCAAUUGGUCUGAGCCCGUCUAAAAUCAAAGCGAGGAUGAAUAAAUGUUCCAGACAUCGAGAUAAAUUUGAUAAAUUAAAUCAGACACCUGCAGACUAUUGGAACCCUAUAUUCCCUGAUACUGAAGAAUGUAGACAGAAGAAACUUUACGUCUCCAUACGUUGCCCUAGAGACAAUGACAAAGAUCACUUGUAAUGUGCUGUAAAUAACAUUUUAUGUUGUAAUUUUAUUGUAUAUUAAAAUAUAAAUAGUUAAUGAAUAUACUGAUAUUAA
Nezara viridula (southern green stink bug) is the source of this 1849-nucleotide messenger RNA. The record is from the annotation of a GenBank genome assembly. NCBI's taxonomy places the organism in Eukaryota, Metazoa, Arthropoda, Insecta, Hemiptera, Pentatomidae.